UAUAGAUUCGUGUAGUUGAGAGAUGAAGCAUUUAUUAGCAGGGAAAGGUAAAGGUCCUCCAAAAAACUUAACCAAGGAUGUCCGGCAUAUACACACGUCGUAUGAGAUCUCAUUGAGCAGAGGCACAACCCAUCUUUUAAUCGAAAAUACGAGAUACUCAAGCUGAGUAAUCUUUGGGGUUCGAGAUUUGCAUGGAACAACAACCUUCUUUGACGUACUAAUUUAUUUGUGGUGCAUUCAUUUAUGGGUAAAUAUUAUGUAGCAAGUGAGGUGUCCAAAGUGUCUCCGUUGUUUUAAUCGUAUACUUGAAGGACAAAUUGACUCAAAAUCUGUGGUUAUCAAAUAGUGCGUCGUCGCAAUGUCGCUGCAAGCCAGCCAACACGAAAUGGAAAUGGUAGCACAGUUGAAGGCGAGACUGGAGAACAAUGACCAAGUUGGACCAAGUUGGCUCAAGCUUGGUGAUGACGCCGCCUUGGUGGACUUGAUGUUCCUCAGAUUUCUCAGAGCUCGAGACCUCAACUUGAACAAGGCUGAAGAAAUGUUGACCAAGUAUUUGAAAUGGAGAGAGGAAAACGAGAUCGACUCUUUACACGCGUGGACACCGCCUGCUCCUCUCUCCAGAAAAAACUAUCCUUACGAGAUCACCGGCGUGGAUAAGGAAGGCUGUCCAGUCCUGGUCGUUGCCUUUGGUCAGUGGGACAUUCGACGAGUGUGUGAGCUGGGGGUGAAGAGUGAGUACAUCCGGUACGUGGACCAACUCUUCGCCAACGUCACCCAAGCCAUGGCCGCGUCCUCAGCAGAGCGAUCAAAUAUUAUCUCCCAAUUUAUCAUCGUCUUUGUUCCCGACGAUCUGGCCGCGUUUAGACAAAUGUCCUGCAGACAAGCGGUGGAUGCCGUGCUAGAAACGGUCCGAAGGUUCGAAGCUAAUCAUCCAGAAACGUUGAAGCGUGCCUUUGUCAUUGACACUCCGAAGGUUUUUCAAGUCAUCUUCAGUGGGAUCCGACCUUUCAUAAAUUCUAAAACUUUGGGAAAAGUACUAAUUGCGGGAGGAUCACGAGAGUGGCUUCCCGUGCUUCACGACCUUGUAGAACCUCACAACCUCCCAGCCCGUCUGGGCGGAAGCUACGUCUCAAAAUGCGAGAUAUUCAACAAGACGAGACUUCGUACGAGCCCAGCCUCCACCCUGCAACGUGUCCCAAGUGGGGACAGUGCUGCCUUUAUCUGUCGAACCAUCCCUGCCGGAAACAGCAUCUCCAUCGAAUACCAUGUCUCAUCCCCACGUACACAGCUCAGCUGGACUUUUAAAACUGAGCGAUGGGAUAUUGGUUUUUCCAUUCUGUACGACGCCACCCAAGUCGUCGUCCCAUUUUCGAGAUUAGGCUCAGACGACCAACUACAAAGCGGAUCUGUGCUGUGCCAACAUUCCGGAAUAUACGUGCUCGUGUUUGACAACACGUUCAGCCGCUGGCGUUCCAAGGUGGUGCAAUACCGAGUCGUUCUUCGGUCUGAGGACGAGGACAAUAAAGACGACAAAGAAGUCGAGGUUGGCUUUGAGAAUGACGACGCGGGUGACACAUCCUCCGAGGAAAAUGUGCAGGUCAUGGAGGACAAUAAAUGGACAAAUGAGAAGGUGGCGGAGAGACGGAAGAGCUUGUUGCAAACGCUCGUCUUCUAAUAGGAGGGGAUCAUUUUGGGGGCGUAACGCUUGGCUUGACUGACCGGAAAAUGGAGGGGAAAUUGUGAUAUUAUUUAUGUGUUAGAUGAUUCAAAGAAUUGUGUGCAGUUUAAAGAAAUACGGACAAAAUAGUGUGAUCACUUGCGCAGAAACAAUUCACAAUUUUUGUAAUAGUAGAAUUUUGGUUGGUUUAAAAUAAAUACAAGUUAUUGGUUAUUUCUCAGAA
This is a messenger RNA of Folsomia candida, 1901 nucleotides long. Its product is annotated as SEC14-like protein 2. The transcript is spliced from 12 exons. Lineage: Eukaryota; Metazoa; Arthropoda; Collembola; Entomobryomorpha; Isotomidae. Gene Ontology annotation, cellular component: cytoplasm. The record is from RefSeq and is a predicted model, not a curated record. The coding region runs from base 359 to 1675 and encodes 438 amino acids.